AUGGGCAAGCUCUACCUUCUUUUCGAGGCAGCGUCGGGAUAUGCGAUCUUUCGAGUGGUGGAGGCUGAAGACGUAGCAUCUGGUACGACUGCGGUACAGUCCUCGUGGGGAGACUUCCACCGCUUUGCGAGCAUCGUCAAGUUGCGAGCCUUCGAGCCGUACGUCUCAGCGGACCAGGCACUUGAGGACGUGAGUGCCGUGUCGGAAAAUCGAGUGACGCCUUUCCUACUUGAGUUCGUUCGCGGUUAUUUUGGCUCGAAAAGAUGUCUUCUGGGAGUCUCGGAACCGCGGUUUGGCGCAGCGCUCCAGGAACAACUGGGAAAGAAGCACGUGAGAGUUGUUGCGGACGAACACAUCCAGGAGCUUUUGCGAAACAUCCGGCAGCACUUCGAGAAGUUUCUCAGUGCGGAGGUCUCGAGCGAGGAGCUCUCGAAAGCACAGCUCGGUCUGGCUCACGCGUUAUCCCGUUCGCGCAUCCAGUUCAAUCCGCAGCGCAAUGAUCACGCCGUCGUCCAAGCGAUUCAUCUUAUCGACCAGCUUGACAAGGAUAUCAAUACUUUUGGGAUGCGUGUCCGCGAGUGGUACUCCUGGCACUUCCCUGAACUUGCGAAGCUCGUGAGCGAUAUCGUUCUCUACUGCCGUUUGGUGUGUGCUCUGGGCAUGCGCUCCGAAAUGACGACGAAGCAGGAGGAGGACGUGAAUAGCCUGCUCCAUGGCGAUGAGGAGCUCACGCAGCGGAUUCUUCGUGCAGCCCGCUCCUCAAUGGGAACGGAAAUCAGCCCUCUGGACAUCAUUCAGAUCCGUUUGUUUGCGCAGAGAGUGAUUCAAAUGGCAACCUAUCGGGACCAUCUGCAGGGCUAUCUUGGUCAGCGCUUAUCGCUGAUUGCACCGAGUUUGCGGGCGUUGCUCGGUGAUCACGUCGCAGCGCGACUCAUUGCGCAUGCUGGCUCUCUGGUGAACCUAGCAAAGUAUCCUGCAUCAACUGUGCAGAUCCUUGGCGCAGAAAAGGCGCUUUUCCGGGCUCUAAAGCAAGCACGGGGAAAGCGGCUCGCGCGAACGCCCAAGUAUGGGUUACUCUUCAAUUCGACAUUCAUUGCCAAGGCAAAGCAACGAGCCAAAGGUCGCAUUUCGCGUUACCUGGCGAAUAAAGUGAGCUUGGCAAGCCGCAUCGACUGCUUCCGCUCCGAUAGAAUCGGCGACACAUUCGGUCGCAAGUUGCGAGAGCAGGUCGAGGAGCGGCUCCAGUUCUAUGAAAAAGGCUUGCGACCUCGGCGCAAUGCGGCCGUAAUGACUGAGGCCAUGAACGAGGCGCUUGCCACCAGCGCCAUGGAUGACAUGCGUGGAAGCGAUAUCGAGGAAACUCCGAGACCUGCAGCCGCUGGCCUACGCGCUGAUCGGCUGGAAAAUUCUUUGCUUGUUUUUGGCUCGGCAACCAAUGCGGAUGCAGAAGGCGUACCGGAAUCUGCGGCCCCGGAGACGCCAGCCCAUGACGUCAUGAUGCGGAAACGAAGCCACGAUGACACAUCGUUCGUUGAUGCGGGUGACGCCCAUUUGACGACACUGGGAGCCCAGGAUAGUUCUCGAGAAGCAAUUCCUCGUGAAGCCCCGCGGAAGAAGAAGAAACAAGACAAACAUCGCGCCGAGGCGGUGCACGAAACCGUGUGA
This is a messenger RNA of Cyanidioschyzon merolae strain 10D, 1665 nucleotides long. Its product is annotated as box C/D snoRNP component Nop56. The record is from RefSeq and is a predicted model, not a curated record. Gene Ontology annotation, cellular component: small-subunit processome; box C/D methylation guide snoRNP complex. Gene Ontology annotation, molecular function: snoRNA binding. Lineage: Eukaryota; Rhodophyta; Bangiophyceae; Cyanidiales; Cyanidiaceae. The coding region runs from base 1 to 1665 and encodes 554 amino acids. The transcript has a single exon.